AUGGGAGACUCAGGUUGUCUCAUGCAACCGUUUUGUUAUGCUUCUGGAAUUUCCAAUGAAGCCAAUGAGAACAACACAAAUCAUGCACUUGGACAAUCAAUCUCAUUUGGGAGGUUCAUGACAGAGACACUAGCAUGGGAGAAAUGGUCUAGUUUCACUCAAAACCGUUACGUUGAAGAAGCAGAAAAGUAUUCGAAACCGGGUUCAGUUGCGCAGAAGAAAGCUUUCUUCGAAGCUCAUUACAAGAAACUUGCAGCUCAGAAAGCGGCUGCUGCGUUGCUUGAGCAAGAAGCAAACAAUGCUGCUGCACAAAACAAUGUUGCAGAACAACAAGAAAAUAACGAAAAGGUUGAUGAAAGUCCAAAGUAUGAAAUUGUUGUUAAGGAAGAACAAGACACAAAUGUUUUGAGUAAUGAUGUUAAGGAAGAACAAGACACAAAGGUUUCUGAAAGUAACAAGUUAGAAGAAGAUGUUUUAAGGAACUCAAUGAUGGUUGAAUUGCGAAAAAAGAUUGAAAAUGUUGAUACACUUGAGAAGCUAAGUGAAAAGCUUAGUGGAACAACUCCAAUCAUGACACCAGUAUUGAAGGACGUCUCUAACUAUGAUCAAGAAGUAUUGGCAUCAACUAGCAAGAAGAAACCACCAGUUUCUUCCUAUAAGUUGUUAAAAGCUAAUCAUGGAACCUCGAAGUUCACAACUACUACACCGGUUAAGUCGACUAGUCCUAUUUCUUUCAAAAUAGAUAGCUUUGCUACUCCAACAAUGAGCAACAACAAGCCUUCUGCAUUAAGCAAUGCAGAUAAAAAGAGAUCAACUCCAAAGAAAGUUAACUUCACACCAAUUAGAGAAUUUAAUCGAUUGACUGCAUCAGUUAGGAGGAGAUUCGAAAGUACAAAAGUUGGUUCUUCUUCUUCUUCUUCCAAGGUUUCGAAGGAUAGCUUGACUCCUCUGAGAACUUCAACCAUGGCUUCCAAGGAGAUGCAAAAGCAUUCUACAUUGACUCCAUUAACAGAAAACAAAAGGAACAAAACACCAAUUGACUCAUCGGCAUCGCGCAACCAUACAUCCGGCCCCAAAUGGCGCUUGCUCUCUGGAGAGAAAAAAACGAGAUCACCAAUUAUAUCGUCUCCUUUCAGCUUAAGGACAGAAGAAAGAGCUGCAACAAGAAAGAAGAAACUUGAAGAAAAAUUCAAUGCUAAUGAAGUACAAAAAGUGCAGUUGCAUACAAAACUCAAGGCGAAAGCGGGGACUGAGAUCAGAAAACUACGCCAAAGCUUUUGCUUCCAAGCCAGACCGUUGCCCGAUUUUUACAAGGAAAGGAAAGCAUCAAAUAUUGAGACAAGAAAGGUUCCACAGACACAUUCUGAACCACCUAAUGUGGGAAGAUAUCUCACUACAAGUAUGGCAGAGUGCAAAACUUCUCUAACUCCAAAUAAAUCUUCACUGAAAAACAAUAGCACCAAGAAUUUCAUGGGAAAGGGGGGUGGUCAUCAUCAUACCUUGACUAAUCAUCAUCCUCAGACUUCAAAUUCCAUGAAGAUUAUCACAACUCAUGAGAAUGCAUCACCAAAUAUUCAGCAUAGGAGCCAAAAUGGUAGAAUUUACAAAUAA
This is a messenger RNA of Lathyrus sativus (Indian pea), 1611 nucleotides long. The record is from the annotation of a GenBank genome assembly. NCBI's taxonomy places the organism in Eukaryota, Viridiplantae, Streptophyta, Magnoliopsida, Fabales, Fabaceae.